CCCUCCCAACUGUCAAAACAGUAUUCAAGCAGAGACCUUCCCUCUCAUACAAAGAUAAAAUACAGACAAACUACUCAGGAUGCCCCUGAAGAGGUUCGUAACCGUGAUUUCAGGAGAGAGUUGGAAGAGAGGGAGAGAGCGGCUGCUAGGGAAAAAAACAGAGAUCGUCCAACCCGAGAACACACAACUUCAUCAGUGUCAAAAAAGCCCAGCUUAGAUGAGAUCCCUGCUGCCAACCUGGAUGCAGAUGAUCCUCUGACAGAUGAGGAAGAUGAAGAUUAUGAAGAGGAGAGGGAUGAUGAUGACACUGCAGCUCUUCUUGCAGAACUGGAAAAUAUUAAAAAGGAAAGAGCUGAAGAACAGGCCAGGAAGGAACAAGAACAAAAAGCAGAGGAAGAAAGAAUUCGGAUGGAAAACAUUCUAAGUGGAAACCCUCUCCUUAAUCUCACUGGCCCAUCCCAGCCUCAGGCCAACUUCAAAGUUAAAAGAAGAUGGGAUGAUGAUGUCUUCAAGGACUGUGCAAAAGGUGUAGAUGAUCAGAAGAAAGACAAAAGAUUUGUGAAUGAUACACUGCAAUCUGAAUUUCACAAAAAGUUCAUGGAGAAAUACAUUAAGUAGUGCAGUUUUAUGUGCUUAAUUAAAGAUGCAAAAUGUUAA
Molecule: messenger RNA, 657 nt
Organism: Jaculus jaculus (lesser Egyptian jerboa)
Lineage: Eukaryota; Metazoa; Chordata; Mammalia; Rodentia; Dipodidae
Product: spliceosome-associated protein CWC15 homolog
Exons: 1
Biological process (GO): mRNA cis splicing, via spliceosome
Cellular component (GO): catalytic step 2 spliceosome
Molecular function (GO): RNA binding
Source: RefSeq, a predicted model, not a curated record